Malus domestica (apple) is the source of this 1149-nucleotide messenger RNA. Its product is annotated as probable ascorbate-specific transmembrane electron transporter 2. Gene Ontology annotation, molecular function: oxidoreductase activity. Lineage: Eukaryota; Viridiplantae; Streptophyta; Magnoliopsida; Rosales; Rosaceae. The record is from RefSeq and is a predicted model, not a curated record.
UCGAUCCUUCCAUAUUCCAAACAUUGUUUAGUUUGGGCAAAUAAAACUCUAAAUCUUUACAUUGAUUUCAUCCAAACUUCCAUGCUUUUCUCGUCGACACCGUUUCUCUUAUGAUUUAAAUACAGUCCUAGUAAAGCUUGUAGCUCUUGAGAGGAUUACACUCACACGUUACAACAAUGGCAACCAAGAGUCGUAGCUACCAAAUAUCAGCAAUCCCAGCUACAAUAUUUGGGCAUUUGCUAGCUAUAGCCAUAACAAUCCUGGUUCUUGUUUGGAUCCUAAAGUUCCGCGGUGGCUUCGCUCUCGAAACCCUCAUCAAAGAGAAAAUUAUAAAUGUUCAUACGUUUCUAAUGGUGGUUGGGUUUAUAUUGAUCGGUGGAGAAGCAAUCAUGGCAUACAAGACAGUCCAAGGGGAAAGGAACACGCAAAAAGGGGCGCACCUGAUAUUGCAUCUUCUAGCUCUGGUGGCUAUAAUUUUUGGGUUUUACUGUGCCAUCAAGUUUGAUCACGAAUCCGGAGUUCAACAUUUUCUUACCUUACAUUCCUGGCUCGGCAUAAUCACCAUCUCGUUAUUUGGUCUUCAGUACUUGUUUGGCUUCGUGCUGUAUGUGUUUCCGGGUGGCGACAAGUCGUCGAGGGGAAAUUUUAUGCCAUGGCACACAUUUUUCGGGAUGGUGGUAUUUCUGCUAGCAGUGUGCACGGCUGAGACAGGGUUGCUGGAGAGGUUCCUUUUCUUGGGCGUAAUAAAAAUGAAUGAACAAGUACUGAUAGUCAACUUCAUUGGCCUUUUGCUCUUUCUCUUUGCAGCCACCGUCAGCCUCACCGCCCUCCUCCCUGGGCCUUACUAAUUGAUCAUACCAAUUAUUCAUCUUUACCUGAGUAUUUUCUCUUGUCAAUAUGUUGUUUUGAGACGAAUUAGUUUUGUUGUGUUUUUUUUUAUACAACGUUAUAUUUACGCUAAGAAGUGGAAAAUAACAAUGAGUAGUAGUGUUAGGGCUCAUUGGAAAUGUUUUUAAAAUAAUUGAAAGCGCUUUCAGUUAUUUUAAAAGUACUUCUAAAUGAGCCCUUAAAUAUUAGUUCAUUACCACAUUCAUAAAAAUUUGUUGAGCCAUAUGGCUAGCCUAUUUGUAUACUUAAAUUAAUAAAGCA